CAUACUCUUCCACCAUCUCUAACUCCACCUCUCCCUCUUACCUACUUGAAUUUAUCCCUUCCCCCUCACCACACCACCACCAUACAAUACCAAGAAAAGAAAAAACAAAAAAGAAUCAAAAUGGCCGACAUCCUAACCCAACUCCAAACCUGCCUCGACCAACUAGCCACCCAAUUCUACGCAACGCUAGGCUACCUAACCACCUACCACGACAACAGCCCCGCGACCGUGCCCCCCUCAACCCAAACCCAAACGGCGCCGGCGGCGCCCGCGCUCGCCAAAAUCCCCAAGAACUCGUCCGCGCCGCCGGUGCCCGCCAGCGCGCCGCUCGCCGCCCAACAGCAAUCCAACCAGACGCAACAGCAGACGCCCGCCGAGAUCCCACAAGCCGCACAACCAGGCGCCGCCGGCGCAGCACCGGAGGACACAACAACAGCCGGCACAGGCACGGCGCAAGACCCCGCCCUCCCGCCGGCGCCGGACUCGCCCCGCACGUUUGCGGCGCGGCAGCGCGAGCUGGCCCGGGAUCUGGUGCUCAAGGAGCAGCAGAUCGAGUAUUUGAUUAGUGUGCUGCCCGGGAUCGGGUCGAGUGAGGCGGAGCAGGAGCGCCGCAUCAGGGAGUUGGAGGGGGAGUUGAGGCGGUGGGAGGGGGUGCGAGGGGAGAGGAUGCUGCAGCUUAAGGCGUUGAGGGGGCGGUUGGAGGGGGUGUUGGGGGCGAUGGAGGUGGGGGUUUAUGGGGAGCGGGACUUCUAG
Molecule: messenger RNA, 753 nt
Organism: Aspergillus brunneoviolaceus CBS 621.78
Lineage: Eukaryota; Fungi; Ascomycota; Eurotiomycetes; Eurotiales; Aspergillaceae
Product: med21 domain-containing protein
Exons: 2
Coding region: 121-753 (210 amino acids)
Biological process (GO): regulation of transcription by RNA polymerase II
Cellular component (GO): mediator complex
Molecular function (GO): transcription coregulator activity
Source: RefSeq, a predicted model, not a curated record